Messenger RNA from Syngnathus typhle (broad-nosed pipefish), 5736 nucleotides. It is a transcript of the gene wdr11, whose product is annotated as WD repeat domain 11. The transcript has 29 exons. Gene Ontology annotation, cellular component: cytoplasm. Lineage: Eukaryota; Metazoa; Chordata; Actinopteri; Syngnathiformes; Syngnathidae. The record is from RefSeq and is a predicted model, not a curated record. The coding region runs from base 102 to 3836 and encodes 1244 amino acids. Gene Ontology annotation, molecular function: protein binding.
UUCCUGCCAUCGUCCAAAACAUAUCCCAGCCAGGAAGCUCGUCAACAGUCACAGCUUUCGCCCAGCCAACUUGAAUGACGUGCACGCAGUGAUCGAUAAUUAUGAUUCCGUACACUGUCAACAUCAAACUCGCGGCUCGGACGUUAACUGGCACUCUAAAUCUGCAGAAUAAAACUGCUGUUGAUUGGGGCUGGCAGGGGCUGAUUGCGCAAGGAUGUCAUUCUAGCAUCCUCAUUAUUGAUCCAAAGACAUCACAGACAAUCCAAGUGUUGGAAAAACACAAAGCCAAUGUGGUCAAGGUAAAGUGGUCAAGAGAAAAUUACUACCAUAACUUGAGCUCGCCCUACUGUUUGCGACUGGCCUCGGGAGAUGCCUCUGGAAAGAUAAUAGUGUGGGAUGUUGUUAGUGGCACUGCCCAUUGUGAGAUCCAAGAGCACUCCAAACCCAUUCAGGAUUUGGAGUGGCUGUGGAAUCAGGAUGUGUCCCGUGAUCUUUUGUUGGCCGUGCAUCCACCAAACUACAUCAUUCUAUGGAAUGGAGACACAGGAACCAAGCUGUGGAAGAAAAGCUAUGCGGAAAACAUUCUGUCGUUUUCUUUUGACCCGUUUGACCCAUCCAACAUGGCAUUGCUGACGAGCGAAGGAAUAGUCUUCAUCACAGACUUUUCCCACUCGAAACCACCGGGAAGUACGGGCAAAAAGGUUUACAUUGCAAGCCCGCACGCAAGCCCUGCCCACACCAAGCCUACACCCACAGCUGCUCCGCCUCCUACCGGUGCCAAGAAAGCUCUCAACAAGGUCAAAGUGCUAAUCACCAAUGAAAAGCCCACCGCAGAGGCAGUGACAUUAAACGACUGCCUGCAGCUGUCUUACCUGCCCUCCAAAAGGAACCACAUGUUGCUGCUUUAUCCCAGGGAGAUCCUCAUUCUGGACUUGGAGCUCAGCCAGACUGUGGGAGUUGUUGCCAUUGAGCGUUCUGGAGUGCCCUUCAUUCAGGUGAUCCCCUGCGCCCAGAGGGAUGCCCUGUAUUGCCUCCAUGAGAACGGAUGCAUCACCCUUCGCGUGUGCCGUUCCACCACAACUCUUGAAGAAGGAUCAGCAGCAACAGACCCAGAACAGAGUGCCCAGGAGCUUGUGUAUGACCUCCGCUCUCAGUGCGAUGCUAUCCGUAUCACCAAGACUGUCCGGCCAUACCGCAUGGUUAUCUGCCCCAUCAAUGAAAACAAUGCGGCUCUCAUGGUCAGCGAUGGCAGAGUCAUGCUAUGGGAGCUUAAAGCCGUUGCAGGCAAAGCUACUGCCAAUCAAAGUUCAGGUUUAUCCCCGCUCUACUCCCCUGUGUCCUUUUGUGGAGCUCCGCUGGCUCCAAACCAGAAACAUAUUCAGAAUCUCUCUCUCAACAGCAUGAUAGGUCAAACCUUAAUCGCUGGUGAGGCCCCGCUUCCAUCCUCCAACCAGCAAGAAGUCCAGCUCAAGUUCCUGUUGACCGGACUCCUCUCUGGUUUGCCACUGCCACCUUUUGCCAUCCGCAUGUGUCCACCUCUUACAACCAAAAACAUCAACCAUUACCAACCGAUGCUGGCUGUUGGCACCAGCAAUGGGUCUGUAUUGGUCUACAACCUUACCAGUGGUCUCCUCCAUAAGGAGCUCAGUGUCCAUUCUUGUGAAGUAAGGGGUAUUGAGUGGGUGAGUCUCACCAGUUUUCUGUCGUUUGCCACUUCUUCUCCUAACAACAUGGGCUUGGUUCGGAAUGAGUUGCAGCACGUCGAUAUGCCUACUGGACGAUGUUUUGCAUUCAGAGGUGAGCGAGGAAAUGACGAGCCACCCGUUGAGAUGAUAAAGGUUUCACAUCUGAAGCAGUACCUGGUAGUGGUGUUCAGAGAAAAACCCCUGGAGCUGUGGGACGUCAGGACAGGGACACUUCUUCGAGAGAUGGCAAAGAGCUUCCCUACCGUUACGGCUCUGGAAUGGUCCCCAUCGCACAACUUGAAGAGUUUAAAGAAGAAGCAGAUGGCGGCAAGGGAGGCCAUGGCUCGUCAAACAGUGUCAGACGCUGAGCAAAAUAGUGUUGAAUCCUCAGUAAUCAGCCUACUGCAGGAUGCAGAGAGCAAGUCGGAGACCACCCAGGCCAUAUCUGCCAGGGAACAUUUUGUGUUCACUGACACAGAUGGGCAGGUCUACCAUAUCACUGUUGAGGGCAACACUGUCAAAGACGGUGCCCGUAUCCCUCCUGAUGGCAGUAUGGGUAGUAUUGCCUGCAUUGCCUGGAAAGGUGAUACCCUGGUGCUCGGUGAUGUGGAUGGAAAUCUUAACUUCUGGGACCUUAAAGCACGUUUGUCAAGGGGAAUACCAACUCACCGCGGCUGGGUGAAGAAAAUUCGCUUUGCCCCAGGCAAAGGCAACCAGAAGCUCUUGGUUAUGUACACCGAUGGAGCAGAGGUCUGGGACACCAAAGAGGUCCAAAUGGUCAGCAGCAUGCGCAUUGGUCGCAACGUAAACUAUCGCAUCCUAGAUAUUGACUGGUGCACUUCAGACAAAGUCGUGCUGGCUUCAGACGACGGCUGUAUUCGAGUUUUGGAGAUGGCCAUGAAAUCCGCCAGCUAUCGUAUGGAUGAACAAGAUCUCACCGAUUCAGUGUGGUGCCCAUAUCUGCUGCUACCCCGAGCUGCCCUCACUCUUAAGGCUUUCCUUCUACUGCAGCCGUGGUCGGGGACCUUCACGAUGGACAUUACACAAGUAGACUACAAUGAAAAAGUCGAGAUAAAAGGUUUAAUCCAGGAGCAGCUCAAUUCUUUGUCAAAUGACAUGAAGAGUGUGCUGCAGGACCCCGAGCUCAGCCUGCUGCAGCGCUGCCUCCUGGUCUCACGGCUGUUCGGGGAUGAGUCUGACCUUCAGUUUUGGACAGUGGCCUCACACUACCUCCAGUCAUUUGCUCAGGCUCAUCACCUCAGUGUGGCCACAGCGGAGGGGCAGAUUCAAAGUGAAUCAGCUCAGCAGUCUCCUCAGAAUCAUCUGGACAUCUGCCACGACAUGUUGUGCGAAAGCUCCUAUUUCCAGAAAUUCCAGUUGGAUCGUGUUCACCUGCAGGAAGUGAAGCGCUCCAGUUAUGAGCAUACUAAGAAAUGUGCUGACCAGCUCCUCCUUCUGGGUCAGACGGACCGUGCCGUACAAUUACUGUUGGAGACGAGUGCAGACAAUCCUAGCUACUACUGCGAUUCCCUAAAGGCCUGUCUGGUGACCACCAUCACCUCCUCUGGACCCUCCCAGUCCACCAUCAAACUUGUGGCCACAAACAUGAUCGCCAACGGAAAGUUAGCAGAGGGGGUGCAGCUGCUGUGUUUGAUUGACAAGGCUGCAGAUGCCUGCCGCUACCUGCAGACCUACGGGGAGUGGAACCGUGCCGCCUGGCUCGCCAAGGUGCGUCUCAACCCAGCAGAGAGUUCAAAUGUGCUGAAGCGAUGGGCCGAACAUCUUUGCUCCCCGCAGGUCAACCAGAAAUCUAAAACUAUCCUCGUGUUGCUUUCCCUGGGCUGCUUUUACAAAGUGGGAGAGAUGCUACACAGUAUGAGGCACUUUGACUGUGCAGCUCUCUUCAUCGAAGCCUGUUUGAAAUACGGGGUCAUGGAGGCCAACGACUCAUCGAAUAAACUCAUAGAGACGGCAUUUUUGGACUACGCACGGCUGCUGCGCUCGCUCGGCCUGCGAGAGGGAGCCGCUCUGUGGGCGUCGCGGGCGGGCACCGCCGGCGAGCAGCUGAUGGAGGAGCUGUUCAAGGGGGAGGGAGGAGGAAAUGAGGUAGUGCUUGAAAAUGACGAGGCCAAGGUAGUCAUCGACUCUUGAAGAUGAACGGACUAAUGGCUGAGAAUUAAGAUGAACCAGGGAGCUAUAUCUCGUCAGCACGAGAAGACGGUGAUGAGGUUCCGUUGCGUCAUUUGUCAGUUCAUUCAUUCAUGGUCUUCCCACGUUUGUGGCUAUGACGAGUUUGGCAUUUCGUGAUAUUUUUGUUGUGACGAUGGGACCUUCGUGUUUGUCGGCAGCUGUAUGAGCGUGUUGCUGCCUCAAAAGAUCUUAUCCUCCCAACGAGUGACGUCAUGCACAUUGUUGUCUGUUCAAUUGAACUUUUAAUAUGGUGGGUUUGCAUUAUUGUCUGUGCCUGUGUUGAAUACAUUUUAGGCCAAAUGUAUGAACUUGCUGUUCUACUGCUGUGAUGGAAUGCAGCAAGAAGUUGGUACAUUUCUUCCCCUUUGUUGCACUGCCUUGAAAGUUUACUCUCACCAUUCAUUAUAUCCUUCUUCAUCACUGAAUUCCAAAGCAUUGCACUUUUAAUUUCCCUUGCAGGACCAUUCCAGUUGUUGCGCACCGUAGUGUGACUUGACAGAGGUUUUUAAAUGAUCAAAUCUUGGAUGUGCACAGUCUAUCCCUGUUAGGUAACUGCAUGGACAAUGCAGCCCAAAAAUAUCCAAAACCAAGCCCAAUUUGGAGUAAUUUAUUUUUGUUUUUUUAUGGAAGAAUUUAUAUCCUUCAGCUGAAAGGUGUUUGUGUAGUAUCUGCAGAGCCUUCACAGCCAAUGUUGAUAAUGCAGCCUUUAGAAUGGUGCAAAAGAUCUUUUUCUCAAAAAAAAAGAUGACCAAAUGAAUAAUUUGUGGGGGAGAAUAUUUCCUUUUUCUAUUUCUACCUAGAGAAUACCCAUUCAUCCAAUAAAAAUGCAUUUUAACUAAAAAAAAUAUAUAUAUAUAUUUGAUUUAGAAUCAUUUUUGGGCGUAAAUAAAUAAUAAGACACAGACGACAAGAGGCUAAGUGUUUGGCUUGGUAUAUAUUAUAUUAUAUGAUAGUUUAUCAAUAACUGCUUUCAACAUGAGCUUUUUAGAUGGACACCGUCUGGAUUGCUCCCGUUGAUGUGCACUUGCACAAGGAAGUGUUGCAACUUGCGCGUUCCCCCUUUUUUUACUCACCACCCUUUGCUUAUCAAAACCAUACAUACGAGCCGACAUCGCAUGGACAGCCUUUGUGUGUUUAUCCUUCUUGUGGUGUGUCAACCUGUCCUGCAGUCAGACAGAAACGUCUUCUGUGGGACCGUCAGCGUGUUACUGUGUUUCAUAAACACGUCAGUGCUGUUCCCCACAGUGUCAAUCUACAUGUUCUCAUGUAAUUUCCCAAUUCCCACUUCUAUAAGUGGAUGUAAAGUCUAUAUAUUGUUUGUGCACUGUGCAAAAUUGUGCACUGUGAACACAUGCACCACCUUAUCGCACUUAUAUUUUUUUACUUUCAAUUUUUUUUCCCAUUGAGUUGUACAGGUCUUGGGUCAUAUUAAUGGUAGAAAAUACUUAGUGAUUUAUCUAGAUUGCUGUGUUGUAUCACAACUGGCACUUGAACCGGGGUGUGUAGACUUUUUAUAUCUGCUGUAUGUAGAAGAGCUAGUAUAUAAUCACAGCACGAUCAAUGUAUUUCCUUGCAUCUGAGAAUUUUGUUGUGCAGUGUUGUGAUGGAAGAGACACACAUACAGUACACACCGUACUUUUUAGCCUCUAGUAAUGUGAUGCUUUUUUGUAUAAUGAUGUGCAAAGGUAAGUCUUGUAGCUGGAGCACAUAUCUUUUAUUGCAAUUGAUCAUAAAAUAAGCAAACUUUUUUUUCAUUAUUGUCAGUUGAUUGUCACACAUCCUUGAAGCUGUACAUUGUAAAUAAAUCUGAAACAACAAAAUUAUACCCCUAUAUGAAUGGCAAUAAAAUGAGUCUACUGUA